AUGCGUCUGCCGGCCAACGUUGUAACGCUUAAUGCUCAGCCAGCGGAGGCGACGCCUCUGGCCGUCGCGCGCCUCCUGGCGUUCGACUUCGGGUGGUCCACACACGGAGGCGCCGUCUUCGACCCAUCGGCUCUCGACGCAACGCUGCGCCCUGUCGACCUCAACGCCAUCCGAAUCGACGGCGCCGCAGCGGGCGACGGCAUCUCGGCCCUAGCCGAGCUGCUGAGCAGGUCGGGCGCAGGCGGUGAGGGGUGCGGAGCGUUCAGUGGCGACCGCGAAUGGAGUCCCCUCUCAUUAUCUCGUGCAUGCGCUGCCGACAUGAACCGGCCUCUCGUUCGCGAGGAGGCGUUUCGAGCCGUGUACCGCUGGCUUGCCACCGAGCCCCUCACGCCUGGCUCCCUGGCUCUGCUCGCUCACCUGCUCGUCACGGCGCUGACCGACGCCUGGUCGGCGAUCCGAAAGGCGGCGGCCGCCGCCGUGGGCCGCCUCCUCCCUCCUCUACUGUCGCCCCCGCAGUUGGUCCUCUUCCACGCUCACCUCCUCUCCCUCUCGGAAGAGCUGCUGCUGGAGGGAGGCCCUGCAGCAGGAGGACCGGACUUGGUGGACGCGACGCCAACAGUUGGCGGUCGUGUCGACGCGCUUCCUCGGCCGCUCUUGCGCCGUCACUCUGAACCGCCACCGCGCUCGACCCCGGCGGGCGCGAGCGGGCCGUCCUGGGGAUCGACUGCUCCUCGGGUGCCGCCGCAGCAGCAUGGGUCGCAGUGGAAAGCGCUCGAGGGGCUGAUGCUCGGCAUCACGGCAAUGAUCCGCGCGUCGAAGCCCGCCGACGCUCUCCUCGAGGCGGGUCGCUACGAUGCGCUGCGGCCGACCUUGUACCGCCUGCUCGCGCACCCGCAAAUUUCUGUGCGAGAGACGGCGCGCUCCGCUUUCCUCGCGGCCCUUGACGCGUCUGGUGCCUCCGAUGGCGUCUUUGUCGAGGUGAUGAACCGGCUGGCUAGCGGUGCCCCCUCGGACCCGGUGUCGCAGCGCCUGCCGUCCGCACCGCUUGACCGGCAUGACGAGGCUUUCUUGCCGGCAGAGGCGCGCAGCAAGUGGGAAGAUUGCAGCCGGACAGGCAUCCCCGGGGAAGGUCUAGAGACGCUUUCGGUGGAGUCGCUCUCGCCUUCCUCGCCUCUGUCCCCGGCGGGCCGUUUCGAGCUCGAGGCCCUGGCACGCUCGCCCAACCCCGACGGCGACCCUUUUCUCAGCAUCCGGCGGGCGUCCGACUCGGCCGCUUCGCUCGCCGCCACGCUCUACGCAGGGGGGCCUCCGUGGACGCGCCCGCCGUCGGCUGGGACUGUGGGGCACUUGUCCGCUUUCGAGGCGGAGGGUCUGCUCAGCCUUGCUGCGGCUGUGCUCCCCGGCUUGCCGCCCUGCUUUGUGCUUCGGAACUGGGGACGCGUCUGGCCCGUGCUAGAGGCCUACCUGUCCCACACGGCGUCGACAGUCCGCCAGGCCUGUUCAGCACUCUUCCGUGCGGCACUCGACGCGGCGCCGACGCGGCUCCACCCCAUCCUCGUGCGACUGAUGCUGCAGUCCAUCUCCGCUGGCUGGCACGUCGACUCCACCUCUCUCUCCCGGCUCAACCCGACCACGCCAUCGCCGUCGCCCGCCGGCCCCUCCCACAGCCCUUCCAACGGGGCCUCAAGCGGAGCCUCGCUCGGCGUGGCCGCCUGCUCGCCUGCCUCGUCUACCGCACCGCAUACUGCUCGCUGGCCGCUAGCCGCCGCCUCAACGGCCGAGAGCGAUGCGGCUUUGUGUCAUCCGAAGCCGCGCCUCGAGGCCGUUAGCGAGAGGCAGCUGUCAUGGCAGAGCCGCGAGGGGCGGCUUCUGGCGCUGGAGCUGGUCUACGACUUUGUGCGGGGGCAGCACGAGGCCGCGGCGGAGGAAGUGCCCGUCACGACCUCGCGCGAGGCGGGAGCGACGAGCCCUCUACGUGCCCGUCGCGCCUCUUUCGACACGGCAGCGACGCCCCGGUCCUUCCUCAGUCCAGCGCCGGCGCCGGCGGCCACGGUUGAAGCACCGCAAUCGCUCCUGUACCUGCUCAGACAAGACCCACCACCCGCGAUCCUUUGUGCCACCAACGCGUUUUCGUUGCCGACUCCGCCAGCGAGGUCGACGCUGGCCGCGCCGAGCGAGGUGCCGCUACCCUGCGCCGACAGCAGCGCGGAUCGGUGGGUCUGGGAGUGCGAUGGCACAAACGCGGAGCGCGAGGCGGAGGAGUGGGCGCGAGCGCUCAACUGGGUCCCGUUUGGCACGUGCUUGCAGCUCUCUCUGCUGCAGGUGACUCAGUGCUUUGCGGAUCGCCGUUUCGAGGUGCGGCGCAUGGCAGACCAGCUGCUACGGCCGCUCACAGAGGUGGCUCUCGCCGCCGACCUGCCGGUGCUACAGGGGCUGUGGGCCAGCUUUCUGCCGCUCGUCGACUCUUUGCCGUGCUGGGUCGGCGCCUCCACCCUCCUCCUGGCACUCAAUCACGCACAGCAUUCGGAGGACACUCGGCCAUCGGACGUGCCACGGCCGACGGCGCCGCUGGCGCUUCCACAGCGGGUGCGCGCGCUCCUUCCCGAGCUGCUCGGUCCGGUGUCUGAUGUGGUAGCCGCCGCGACGUCGGACAAGGUGGUGGUGGUUGGAAUGCAGCUCCUCGCAAGGCUGCUGGGCACCUUUCGCUCAGACCUCGCACUUUCUCCGCAGCGCCGCGCCACUCACACGGCCCUCCUCUCUCGCGCGCUACUCGAGGUCUCGGCGCAGGCGCACCCCGACAGGAGCCUCGAGGGGCUGCUGCGGGACGAGGCUGGCGACCGCCAAUCAUCGGACACAUCGCCAUCGCAGCACCCACCUUCGCCCGUGGCUGCCUCCGGCCGCCGCGCGCUCCCCGCCCCGAUUGUUUCCGGACGCGACACAGCCCACGCGCGGCUCAUUGCGUCGUCGCUACUCACCGCCGUCCACGCGGAGCUCCCCGCGGUGUGCGAGGGGCUUGAGCGCACUGAGGGUUCCGAGAUGCUCCUGUACGUGCUCUCCUCGCUCCGUCUCACCGUGCGCGACCCGCCGCUGCUGCUCCCACUUCUCGAAGCGGUCGACGUCUUGCUCACAAAUGACGAGCGGUGCGCCGAGAGCGGCCAGUCGGUGCUCUGCGUGAUGGUGUGGCUGCUCUCGUCGCCGCUGCUCUCGUCGUUUGCGCUGCGCCAUCUACUCAUCAUUUGCCACCGGCUGCCACAGAUGCAUAGCUCAGCGACACUCUUGGAGCUGCUGCGCGCGAUUGCCGCCUUGCUCUUGCGCGACUCGCAGGUUGACUGCGAGGCCGAGGUGGUGAAGGGGCAUGCCAAUACCGCGGUGCCUUCGCCAGAUUCGCUCCGAGCGCAGCUGCGAGAUGCGAUUGUGGGCGGCGCAAGCGAUGGCAUGGCCUCCGGGGCUGACUGGGGCGAGAAAGGGACAUCCGGCUUGCCAGCUGCAGCGCAAGUGGGUUUCGAGGCGGUGGCGGAAGAUGAAGCGGACGGUUGGGACGAUUGGGAUGAAGCGGAGGUGGAGGAGGAGCCGGCCGAGCCGGAGGUGGUGCAGCAGGAGGCGGGCGCGUUUCUGCGCUCUCUCUGCGCCGGCGGCGCGGCCACUGAUACGCAGGGGAGAUCCACGCUCAGCCAGCUACUCUUGGGCGUGCUGCCAAAGCUGUCCGGGUCGGAGACCGCAGCGCUGCUCGGCGCAGUCCGAGCGGCGCCGCCUGCACCGUGA
This is a messenger RNA of Emiliania huxleyi CCMP1516, 3762 nucleotides long. RefSeq lists its product as hypothetical. The record is from RefSeq and is a predicted model, not a curated record. NCBI's taxonomy places the organism in Eukaryota, Haptophyta, Isochrysidales, Noelaerhabdaceae. Bases 1 to 3762 code for a protein of 1253 amino acids. The transcript has 3 exons.